ACUCCAUCCUACAGCCAGUAACAACCUCAAACAGGAAACACUCUCCCCCCUCUCCACAGGGUCCAGACAUAAGCAAAAGCCCAAGACACACAGAGGUAGCUAAAGGCUACCUGCCUCACCAUGCCGCCUAAACUUUCCAAAAGUGCCAAACAAGCCCUGAUCGUCUCACAUCUGCGGGCCACGGGGACGUGCCACACCCUGAAGGAUCUCGAGAAGAUGAUCCCAUCGGUGGCCUCGAUCAAUGGGAUGCAAGUGAAGGAAUACAUUCAGGAAUUGACGGAUGAGGGACGGAUCCGGGUCGAGAAGAUCGGCAGUGGAAAUUGGUAUUGGUGUUUUGGGGGUGAGGAGAAGAAAGAGCGGGAGGAGCGUGUUCGGAGGUUACGGAGGGAGGUAGAUCGGGUCCGAGAGAAUUGGGAAGGUGCGGAGGCUAGAUUGUCUGCGCGAAAGCAGGCGAGGAUGCAGGAGGAGGCAGAAGGGGAGCAUGGGAAUGGGGGUGGUGAGGACGAGCGCCGGAGAUUGAUGGAGCAGAAGGCAGUGCUCGAGCGGGAGACACAUCAACUGCAGGGGGAGUGGAUGGCGUUGGCGACGAGUUCGGAGGGGAAAAGCUUACCGCAGAUUAAAGAGGAAACGGAAGAGUAUCGGCGUCUGGCGCAUCAGUGGACGGAUAACAUCUACAUCUUGGAAGGGUAUGUGGAUAAAGUGACCGGAGGGGAUCGGGAAGUGUUGCGGACAGUGCAACGGGAAUGUUAUGGGGAAGAAUACGUGGAGGGGGAAGGAUUGCGUGAGCUAGAGAUGGAGAUGGAGACGGAGUCCUGAUCACUAAUUGAUGAAUAGGAUGUGGUUGAUGCUUAUGAAUUACGGUGGCGGUGGUGGUGGUAAGUAGUUGUUGUUAUUAAGAUGGGCCGUCAUGAAUCCAUCAAAUCCAUCUGUCGGGAAGUUUGUCAGCGGCUUCUCAUCACUAGUUAACUAGUAGUUAGCCAACUAACUAGUCGUCAAGUUAACUUGGUCCAGUUGAGAGGGACUAACUCACUAGUUCAGUUUGAUUCGAGUGGAUGAGCCACGAGUGGUGGUCAAUGUGACUAGUCAAGGACAGGAAAAUGGGAGAAUAAUAAUACUAAUCAUCAUCCUCA
Molecule: messenger RNA, 1130 nt
Organism: Aspergillus welwitschiae
Lineage: Eukaryota; Fungi; Ascomycota; Eurotiomycetes; Eurotiales; Aspergillaceae
Product: putative GAJ protein
Exons: 3
Coding region: 121-816 (231 amino acids)
Biological process (GO): reciprocal meiotic recombination
Molecular function (GO): double-stranded DNA binding
Source: RefSeq, a predicted model, not a curated record